AUGCCACCACGAGCCUUUACGAACCCAGCGCCAAAGACGGAAUCUGCCCGCUCCGCCCUAAGCGCAUUCACCUGCACCCUCUGCAAUAAAUCCUACUCCCGGCACCCCGAAUACGAAGCCCACAUCUCCUCCUACGACCACCAACACCGCAAACGCCUGCAAGACCUAAAACAGCUCUCGCGGGAUCCGAACGCGGCUGAAAAGGCGCGGCGUGCGGAGAGGAGGGCUGAUGCUGAGGCUGGAUUGAAGGUUUUAGAUGCGCCAGGUGGAAAUACAGCACUCGGGAAGGGGACGAGUGGGAGUUCUAGGACUGGUGGAGGGGCCGGGGGUGGGGGGUUCAAGAAGGGCGGGUUUAAGAGUUCGUUUUCGACGGUGAAGGGGCCUGUUGCGCCGGUGAGGAAGAAUGUUCUUGGGGAUGAUGAUGAUGAAGAAGAUGGAGAGGGUGGUACAGGAGGGGAGGAUCGAGGUGGGAAAGAACCGGUUGCUAGUGCUAGUGCUGGUGGUGGGAGCUCAGGAGGGCGUGGUGAGGAGGUUCGUGAGGAUGCAGAGAGUGAUACUGAUGAAGAGUAUACGCGAGAUCGAGACGGGGGAGGGUAUUAUGAUCCUCGACGGCCGACGGGUUGUUAUGCUGCGUGUGCUGGUCUGACAGAAGUGAAGACUGCUUCGUGA
Penicillium subrubescens is the source of this 669-nucleotide messenger RNA. Its product is annotated as putative C2H2 finger domain protein. The coding region runs from base 1 to 669 and encodes 222 amino acids. The record is from RefSeq and is a predicted model, not a curated record. Lineage: Eukaryota; Fungi; Ascomycota; Eurotiomycetes; Eurotiales; Aspergillaceae. The transcript is spliced from 3 exons.